GGGAGGCCUGCGCAGCGGCACGUGGUGGCGGGGAACCGUCGGGUCCCGGGUGCGUUGUAAGUGGAGCUGUGCUGGCGCUGGAGCUGUGCGAGGGAGUGGAGGGAGAGGGAAUCAGGAUCCAGGCCACCAUCAGAUUGCAGAGAACACAAUGGGCAAAAAUAAGGCAAAAGGUCAGAAACAGAUAAAUGUAUUCCAUGUGGCCAACAAAAAAAUAAUGAAGGCUAAAAGUAAAGCCAAACCAGUGACAACUAGUCUUAAAAAGAUCAAUAUUGUGAAUAAUGAGAAGGUUAACAUGGUAAAUAAGGUAUUUUCAGAAGUACAGAAAGAAGUUAAGCAGUUAUCCAAACCUAUUUCUUCAGACUCUUCAAAGAAGCACCAGAUUCCCAGGCCCCUGGAAGAUGAACCAGCUAACGUGGAUGCUGCUACUAACUUACUGUCCCAGUUGUAGGACAAGAUUGUGUCAAUGUCACACUUUCGGUGCAAAGGUCGAAAUCAGUUCAGAAAUUUGGAAAAGACAGCUAGAAUCUCUGAUGGAAUUACUACAUUAUUAGAGGAAAAGAGGUGUUGAAGACCAAGAACAUUCCCACUUAUAAAGCACUUGUGUGCCCCCAUGCAGAUGGCCAGAUCAUUUUCCACAGAAGAACUGAAAUUCUGGAAUGUUGUGAAAGAGCGAGUAUACUUCUAAAGAGGACUCUUUCAAACUGGUGAUUGCCAGAAACACACCGCCCAUCAUUGCCAGCCAGCAAGUCACCAGCUUGGGAAACAUGGUUCUAAAGUGAAAAGUUAAGGAUGCAAGUCCCCCCCCCCCUGCCCCGCCGACACUGGAAUUUUUACUGCGAUCAGAAAAUACCCACCACAAGUAGUUGCUGUUUUUUAAUCUUUGUACCUGGAGGCUCUGUACACUGGGAUGGAUUCAGGUUUUGGCCUGUGCAAGUAGACUGCUGAAAACUAAC
Pogona vitticeps (central bearded dragon) is the source of this 953-nucleotide messenger RNA. RefSeq names its product ribosomal biogenesis factor (gene RBIS). The record is from RefSeq and is a predicted model, not a curated record. Gene Ontology annotation, cellular component: nucleolus. NCBI's taxonomy places the organism in Eukaryota, Metazoa, Chordata, Lepidosauria, Squamata, Agamidae. Gene Ontology annotation, biological process: ribosome biogenesis.